UAAUUAAAAACUGACCUUUCAACUUUACUGAUAACACUGUCACAAAACUCAUCGCGUGAAUUACACAUAUUUACAGCGAAUUAAAGCAUUGACAACUUCAUGAAGAUGCCUCUCAAGUUUGCAGCCAACAUUUCGAUGCUGUUUCAAGAGAUCCCAUCAUUGUUGGGUCGUUUUAAGGCAGCCAAGGAUGCUGGGUUCAAGUAUACAGAGUGUACCUUCCCUUAUUCUGAGGGACCAGAGGAGCUUGAAAAAGCAUGUAAGGAAGCUGGUGUAGAACAUGUCCUUAUCAACAGCUGGCCAGGUAAAAUGGAAAAGGGAGAACUUGGCCUGGCUGCUUUACCUGAUAGGGUACAGGAUUUCAGAAUGCAGCUUGAACUCUCCAUCGAAUAUGCAAACUGUCUCAAUUGCAAAAGAAUGCAUGUUACGGCAGGAAGAACAUCACGUUAUAAAUUGGAAGAAAUGGAGACCACUUAUCUUGAAAACCUACGUUUUGCUGCUGAUAGAUUACAAAAGGAAGGUAUCAUGUGUUUGAUAGAACCAUUAAACUCCAGAAUUACUGCACCAAAUUAUUUCCUUAACAACCUUCAGAAAGGGGUUGAUUACAUAAAGAAAAUUAAUCAUCCAAACUUGAAACUGCAGUUUGACGUAUUUCAUGCUCAGAUUAUAUCAGGGGAUUUAACAGGAAAUCUGAAGAAGUUCCUUCCUUAUAUAGGUCACAUUCAGAUUGCCCAAGUGCCAGACCGAGGAGAGCCAGAUCUUCAGGGUGAGGUGAACUAUAAGUACAUAUUUCAGCUGCUGGAGGACAUCGGUUAUGAUGGAUUUAUAGGACUGGAAUAUAAACCAAGAACAACCACAACAGAAGGUCUCAAGUGGAUGAAAGAAAUAGGAGUGUCACCAAGUUGUGAAGAAACAAAAAAAUAAUUAUAUUGUAUGAUAUGCUAAGGAAGUAGAUGUUGUAUUAGAAUUAUUAUAAUAUUUUUAUUUUUCAGGAAUACCUAUUUAUUAAUAAGUGUCAGUAUAUAUAAUUAUUUUUUAAAAAUGUUAAAUUCAUUUGAAUCAGACAGCAAAAUGAUUAAAAUUUUCAAGACCAUUUAUGUUGAGCAAGAUUGCCACGACCUAGUCAUCAUAAUUGGUGACAAGUGUAUGUGCAUUAGUGCAGGCAUUAGUCCAUCAGUUCUUGGUUGACCCAUAAAUUUGCUGUGCAUCCUCAUUGUGACAUUGAGACAGAAUGUUACACACAAGAUUCAGGUCCCUAAAGUGUCAGGGAUACACUUUGUGGUCAAAUGUCAUGUCAGAUCUUGUCUGAGCCUUAAAGUUGAUAUGCAUAGACCAAUCUUUUAAUUGGCAGAAAUGUUUGACUUAGUGAAAUGCCUGUUGUCUGUAAAACCUGGGUAUCCAUCUCAAAGGUCAUUAUCUUGUUUGGACUCCAAGGUCAUUGUCUUGUUUGGACUCAAAGGUCAUUGUCUUGUUUGGACUGUAACUUUGACAUGCAUAGAGCAGUCUUUUAUUUUCCCCCUUUGUAGAGGGGGUAUAUUGUUUUGUUUAGUGUUGGUCAUUCUGUCUCCCCGUCUGUCUGCCCAUCAACAGACCAUUUGGUUUCAGAUCAAUAAUGAGAGAAUGCUUGGUCUCUCAGUGGUCGAACUUUAUAGGGUGAUAGCCUGUGGUCAGUACAUGACCUGUAUUGUUUUCUUUAACAUACGGUCGUCAAAUUUCAUAAGGUGAUUGCCUGAGGUCAGUAAAUGACCGCUAAUUUUGCAGGGGGCGGGGAGGUCAGUAGGUCAAAGGUCAAGGUCACAGAGACCUUCACACUGAAAACAGUUUCUUCUCAAUAACUAAAACUUAGGUCAACAGUCAUCAAUCUUCUCAAGAUGAUUUUAUGUAGCAAGUAGAUGACUCCUACUGUUUUUGGUGUCUGUAGGUCAAACAUCAACAUCACAGUGACAUCUACACUGAAAAUGAUUGAAGAAUGUUUUAGCGAUCAACCAUCUUAAAAUGGUUGCAUAUAGUUAAUGGAUGACAGAGUAGGUUUUGAGGUCAUUUGGUCACAGCAUUUAAAACUUACAUACCCACUUGCCUCAGACAUGACAUCAUGUGGGGCAUACGUGUUUUACAAACAGCUCUUGUUUAGUAUGUAUCUUUCUCUUAAUGAGAUGGUAUGUUGAAGGGUCAUGGUCAGACUAGGUGGUCAACUGUCAUGCCUAAUAGUGAUUUGGACACCAAAUUCUAGUUAAGUGUUUAAGCUCACAAUAAGUUAUAUGUUAUAAAAUUUAUUUUUAUAUAUAUACAAGACAAUUUUAACAUAGUUUUAUCAAUUCAAAUAACAGCAAGAUCAGCAGGUAUCUUUAAUGUAUUUUGUAGACAAAUGCAUACCAAACUAAAACUAAAUUGUUGAUUGCUUGUAAUUCCAGGGGUAAGAAAAAAGAGAAAGUAAAUUCCUUAAAGUUAUAAUUAAAGGGAUAUACACAGGUUUUUUAUUAGCUUACUUAGCACAAAGCUCUUACAGUGAGCUAUCGUGAUACCCCUGUGUUAGUCACCUGUCACUGUGAUAUGAGCUGUUGUGAUACACUUGUGUCCUUCAACAUCAUGGGUUAUUAACAUUUUUGCUGUUCACUCUAGUGGUAACAAUUUCAACGUAAUAUUAAUGAAACUAUGUCAGAAUUUUUCCCUCAGUUAAGAAAUGGGCAAACAUGAAACCAGGUCAUGAAAAAUAGGCCACUAGGUCAAAUCAUAGAAAAAUCUGUUAACACGCUACAGAUCAUAUUUAAGUUAUGUUAGACACUGGGUCAUUGGGGUCAAAUCAUAAAAAAACCUUUGUUAACACUCGUGGCCAUUUUUUCUACCUGAUUUAUUUAUAACAUGAUCUGAAUAUUUGUUUAUAUGAACUCUGUUGGAAACUAGGUCAUGUAGGUCCUUAAACUAGGUAAUAAGGUAAACUUUAGGAAAACCUUGCUAAUGCUGUAGAGGCCAUAUAUUCUAUCUGAUUUAUAUGAAACAUGGUCAGAAUGUUUGCCUUUAUGAAAUCUAGUUCAUGUUUGAAACUGGACCAUCUGGAUCAACAAGUAGGUCACUGGGUCAAGUCAUAGAAAAACCUUGUUAACUCUCUAGAGGGCAAAUUUUCUACCUGAUGUAUAUGAAACAUGGUCAAAAUGUAUGUCUGUAGAAUCUAGGUUAAAUUUGAAACUUAUUCAUGUAGGAUAAAACAAUGGGUCAAAAGGUGAAAUUGUAGAAAAGAGUUGUUAACACUUCAGAGGCCACAGUGUCUUCCUGAUGUUCAUAAAACUUGUUUGUCUUUGAGAAAUCUAAGUCAAGUUUGAAACUGGGUUAUCUAAGAGGAAAAGAUGGAUCACAUUGGUCAAAGAAACCUUGUUAGUUUACACUUCAGAGGUCAACUCUAUGUGAUCUUUAAGAAACUUCAUUGGAAUGGUUAUUUGUGAAACAUGUGAAAGCUAGGUCAAGUUAUAACUAUGCUGUGGACUGCUUGACUUGCUAAACUUGGUCAAAAGUAUCCUCUCAAGUUUAUGUAAAUUGUUCUACUUAACUUGAUCUUCUAAUCAGGGUCAUGUGUUUCAUAUUUCAGGAUGAAUCUUUUUCACAUUAAACAAAAUGUUUGCAUUAAUUAUUGAUAUAGUGUGUCUUGACAUGUAUUUAUGAUUCAGGUGAGAUAAAGGUUUAUGGGCCAUUAUGCCAAUCUUGUCCACAAGGUAACUUCAUGUUAUAUUUUGUAUCAUUUUACUUUGUAAUAGAAGUUAUCUUAUCAAACAAAUUUGGCUAUGAAAACCUUUUUAACUAUAUGAGCUGCGUCAUGAGAAAACCAACAUAGUGGGUUUGCGACCAGCAUGGAUCCAGACCAGCCUGCGCAUCCGCGCAGUCUGGUCAGGAUCCAUGCAGUUCGCUAACAGUUUCUCUAAUUCCAAUAGGCUUUGAAAGCGAACAGCAUGGAUCCUGACCAGACUGCGCGAAUGCGCAGGCUGGUCUGGAUCCAUGCUGGUCACAAACCCACUAUGUUGGUUUUCCCAUGGCACGGCUCAUAUAUGUAAUAUUUUGAUCAAUAUUGUUGUGCUUGAAAAAUGUGUUUUGGGUUUGUGUAAGUACCUAGUGCUACAUUUCUGUUACUGAUCAUGAAAUUCCAUGCCAUGAUGAAGUUACAUAAAUAACUCACUAGCCUGUUCUCCUCUAAAAAAUAAUUGUCUCUAAGCAUUUUAUUCUUCCAUAAAAUAGUGUGCCUUCCUGUUCAUUUUUACACUAUUUGUAGACAUUGUCAAAAUAAAGUACAUUGUGUACAUAAAAGGUCUGUAUAAACUUGUUUGUAAUUGUGAAAAUAUAUCACAAAGAAAGGUUUUUAAAUAUGUCAAGUACAAAAUAAACAAGGAAUUACAAGCAGUCUACAACCCAACAUUUAAUACUAGUUAAGAAGUUUGUAUAUAUACUACUUGAUUAGCCGUAUGCAAAUUUUGAUUCCAUACCUCAUGUUUUUAUUUCGAUGUAAAUGAGAUGUGGAACCAAAAUUUGUAGUCCUGUGUGGCGCCAUAUAACCUAUACUGUGUUGAUGCGCCGUAAAACCCAAAUAAAUAAAUAAAUAAACUUGAUUAGCCUUACUGGAUUCAAGAGACUGACUGCAAUAUUUUAUACAUGAGAUAUAAACUUCGAGGAAUUAUAGUUGAAGGUAGAUUAAACUGGCUCAAUGAGUUUUAUAAUUACUAUUUAACUUUUAUUGCUUUGUUCAUAGUUCUGUAUGUGAAGUUGGUAAAAAAAAAUGUAAUUUCACUUUUAUAUUUUGUUGCAAUGCAUUUUUCAUAUUUUAAUAUAUAUUUUGGCAUGUAAUGAUUUGAGAACAGUAUGCUUUCACAUUCCAGAGAAACAUGUAACCUAGAGUACAGAAUUAUAUCUGUAUUUUACAUUUAAAUGUAUAUUGGGUCAUUUUCAUGCUGCUUGUAAUUUGAUAGUCCAGACUUAUAAAUUUUGCUUUCUGAAGGAUUCAUGUUAUAUAGCCAAUUGUGUUUUGAAAUAUAUUGUUUAAGAAAAUUAGUGAUAUUCAUUCUGCAAAGACAUUCCAAAGAAUGCCAACAUUGAGUCCUUUAGAAAAUAAGGAAAUUUGUAAACCUAACCAGGCAUGAGUACAGAAUUCUGUUUGUGCCAUUGAAUUUUCCUGUUUCAUCAUGUUAUAAAAGAAGCAAAAUUUUAAUUUUGUACUUUUUGGGAGUCUGGAUUACUUAAAAAUGGAAAGUGUAUUAAACAUUAUUUUUUUCAUUUUGUCAUGUACAUUAUGAUUUGUUGGCACUUGCCAGCUGGCAGAUGAUAAAGUGCAUUGAUUUUGAGGUCAAGGUCACAUUGUCUGUUAAAACAAACUUUUUCCCCAUAAUAUUUUGAGGAUUUGACACAUAGCCCUAAAACUUUGCAGUCACAUUGCUCAUGGACAGUGAACGGCCUCUUAGGACAUUGUGUCUAAGAAAAAGAUUACAGGUACCAUUAGUUAAAAAAGAAUCAGCUUCAGAUCCAUCUAGAUUUUUAUGAAGUUUCUUGGUCAAAUAUCAUGGUCACUGGUACAAAGUGAUCAGAUGGAUCACAGGAUGAAUUAAAAUUUAACGUGGAACUGAAAAACGCAAUUUGGCUAGUACAAAUGUGUACAUAUGAUGCAAGUUUUCUUGAGCAGAAGUCGUGAAUGACAACAUUACCCAUAAGACAGUUUUAAUUCUUCCUCUAUCUCAUAUAAUGAUGGUUAAUUAGCUAGUCUGUAUAUCAAUGUCUCAUUUAUUUAAGCUAAAACUUUUAUUUAAUAAUACAUUAUUUUUAACUUCAAGAGAUGCUACCUAAACAUUUUUGUUUGUGCCUUUUACAUUGUGUAAUAUCAGUAUUAAAGAGUACAAGGCAUUUUUGUACACAUUUUAAUUUGUUAUGUACAGUGCAUUCGCGGUGCUACGAAUUGCAAUUUAACGAAAUACCGGUAUACUACGAAAAGGUGUUGUGGUCCCGGCUGCUUUCCUUCUUAUUUCUAUGUUACAAAGUCGCGGUUUUACGAAAUUGCAAUUUUACGAAAAAUGCGCUCAUACGAAUGUAUUUUUAUGCCCUUAAAGCCUGUUUUCAACUCGUUUUAGUUGCGGUUUUACGAAUACCUGUAUCUUCUAAGUUUUCACACCUUCCAUAAUAGCGUGAAAAACGCUUUAGAGUGGAAAGUGUCACGAUCAAUUAGUUGGGCGUAAACAGUAAUUAAAGUGUGAAAACUUAGUAAUUAAAUUCGAAACACAUACGCUGUGUUAGUGCUUAUUUUUUUCUUCUCUAACUAUCAGAUCGGAUGGCAUAUCAGUCACACUUGUUUCGAUAUCUAUAUGUCUAAAACAAUCACUACAUAAAACAGAUAAAAAAUAUUUAAGUCCUGAUCGUCUGUAAAUUGUCGUUUUAUUAUUCCAAACAAUUCAGUGAAGGGUAGCUGAAUCGGUAUAGGCAAUUGCUAUUUUUGUUCUCGUGCAACAAUGUACCCUGUAUAUGUCUUAUGUACAGUGAAUAAAAAGUGAAGAAAAACAAAACAACCCGUUUUACAUUUCAGAUUUGAAUAAGAUUUGUAGUAGACCCAGAUGUACAUAUAAAAUUUGUAUACAUGUACAUGUACUCCGAUACGAAAAUAACAUGUUUAAAUAUCACGGGUUACAACGUGUAGAUAUCAAGGUGCUGUAUAGCGAAAUUUCCUAUGCUGCGCUCGAACGAAAAUGCGAUAUUACGAAAAAAACGGCCGGUCCAUUGGCUUUUAGUAGGAUCGCGAUUGUACUGUAUAUGGUGUAACUGUUAGGGGUAUAUUGUUUUCUUUUAUUCGUAUUUUUGAUGUUGUAAAUUUGUAAAAAAGUUACUGCAAAUCAUGCAAUAACCAUAUUAUUUUUAUAUAUUAAUCCAAUUAUUAUUAUUUAUGGUGCAAACAGCUUUUUAAUAUAAUGAACCUAUUUGUAAUUGUUUUAAUUCAAUUUUCAUAAUAAUGUACACAUAUAUACCAUAUGUACCUAAAUAGGAAAACAGAUAUUAGUGUUAAAUAGGCAUGCUCCAGAUAUAUGUAACUUUUUAUGAAAUUUAUAUAAGUUAGAACAUACUUCUAUUUUACAAAUAUAAGAAAGUACUUUUAUUUGUUAGUAGCUGUAAUCAAAAAGUAAAAUCAGGGUGUUUUGGCAAGCUCUAGGCAGUAUUAAAAUUUUGUAUAAAUAAACACUCGUGAAGUUAGAAAAAUUAGAAGAAAAUCUCUCCAAAGCAUUACUCAGGCAGCAGAAUUUAGAUGUAAUACAGGUAAAAUUUUGUUGUACUUUAUCAGGCUGUUUUACAGAGUUGAUAUUCCUCACCUCACUUAUCUCUGUUAGUGUCCAGUAAGUAAUACAUCAGUGUGGCAUAACAGUGUUCGUGUAUCAGUGGAAUAAUGUCAUAUGUAUAACUCAAGCAGCAGUUACAAAGUUUUAACACUAAUGAUUAAGGGUCGCAUGUGGUUCUUGGAUGACAGCUUGUAUAUAAAAUGAAUCGGAACCACUCUUUUUCCUUGCACUAUUAUAAGAGUCUGAACAUUUGGUUCUUCUGUAUUUCUGUGAUUCAGCAGGUAUAAAAGAUUUGAUUUCAUAUCUUAUUUUUUUUUGUUUCGAUGUAAAUGACAUGUGUAACCAGAAUGUUUAGUUCUGUUUGGCACCAUAUAACUUGUAUUGUAUUGCUGCGAUAUAAAACACAAAUCAAAAUCAAACUUAGAUGAAGCCAAAAAUAUUUAGCCAAAUAGAUGCGACUGUCAUUCUACUUGUUCAUGCUCCACUUGUUUACUAGUAUUUACUCAGAUUUUGCAUUUUCUGUUGCAAUUUCUGGUAUUCAGCAUUGUGUUACAUAUUUCAACAAUCUUUAAAUGAGUGUUUUAGUUGCAUUGUUAGUACUGGUAUAUUGUUAGUUUUUAUACGCCCGUUUGAAAAACGGGACGUAUUAUGGGAACGCCCCUGGCGGGCGGGCGGGCGGCGUCCACAGACUUUGUCCGGAGCAUAUCUUCUACAUGCAUGAAGGGAUUUUGAUGAAACUUGGCACAGUUGUUCACCAUCAUGAGACGGAGUGUCAUGCGCAAAAACCAGGUCCCUAGGUCUAAGGUCAAGGUCACACUUAGAGGUCAAAGGUCAAAUUCAAGAAUGACUUUGUCCGGAGCAUAUCUUCUUCAUGCAUGGAGGGAUUUUGUUAGAACUUGGCACAAAUGUUCACCACCACAAGGCGGAGUGUCAUGCGCAAGAACCAGGUCCCUAGGUCUAAGGUCAAGGUCACACUUAGAGGUCAAAGGAUACAAGAAUAAAAACCUUGUCCAGAGCAUUUCUUCUUCAUGCAUAGAGGGAUUUUGAUAUAACUUUGCACAAAUGUUCACCACUAUGAGGCGGAGUGUCAUGCGCAAGAACCAGGUCCCUAGGUCAAAGGUCAAGGUCACACUUAGAGGCCAAAGGUCAGAUACAAGAAUGACUUUGUCCGAAGCCUUUCUUCUUCAUGCAUGGAGGGAUUUUGAUGUAACUUGGCACAAUUAUACACCAUCAUGAGACAAAGUGUCAUGCGCAGUUCCCUUCUUUAGAAUUACUUCCCUUUGUUGUUACUAUAAAUAGCUUAUAUUGUAACUUUUUCAUUACUAGUCGUAGGGAAAAAUCGAGACCACUUUUCUGUAGUACAACAUGCAUGCUACAUCCAUUUAUGAGGUGUAUUUUGACCAAUCUCUGCCUGAUGAAGAUUUUUGUGUGGACUUACAAUUUUUUUUUUUGGAUUUUUUUUUUUUUUUUUUUUUUUUAAAGAUUAUUUUCCCUUAGUUGUUACUAUAAAUAACUUAUAUUGUAACUUUUUUAUAAUUGACCGUAGGGAAAAAACAAGACCACUUUUCUGUGGUACAACAUGGAUGUUACUUUCAAAUUUUAGGUGUAUUUUAAGGUAUCUCUACCUGGUAAGGAGUUUUUUGUGGACUUAGAAAAACAAAUGACUUACAAUGAUUACUAAACAACCACAAAAUUAAAAUUCCAUUUGCAAAUACAGGUGCUAGAGUAAAGAAAUUUGCUGUGACGGGCGUAUAUUGUGACAUUCUGGCACUCUUGUUGAAUCCUAAUAAAUUAUAUCAGAUCUGUUUUGAGAUUUUUGUCAUUUUCCCAGCAGAUGCAGAAUUCAUUGUUUACCAUGAAUAACUUGUUAAUUGUUAAGAAACUGAUUAUUUAAUGUUAAAUGACAAUCUAGUCUUUGUUUUUUUAUAACAAAUCUUUUAUUCUUAAUUUUAAACCAGUUUUAAGUGUGUGUUUUUCUUAGUUUUAUGUUAUUUAAGUCUAAAAUUUAUUGCUCAUUAAGACAAUUUCAACAACGAUUUUUUCAGUUCAGGUUAUGAUGUGUGUAUUUAUGACAUGAUUCAUAAUAACAUCAUAUGAAUGUUUCAUUGGUAGUUGGUCAAUAUUUGGCCCCAUAUUGUUAUGUGCCAAGGUACAAAAUUAGUAACUGCUAUCCAAACGAUACAGCAGUGAAAUAUAUUGAAAUAGAAAAAGUGGAAACUCAACAGGUUGCUCAACAUGACAAAAAUGAAAAUGUUGCAGGCUCAGUUUGAUUGAGACUGUUGUGGAUGGAAGUGGUAAUGCAUGCUACCGUCCAUGCCCUCUAACCCCGGGUUAACUAAACAUUUACCAGUACACAUGUUACAAGUUACAAAAAUAAUUUACAGACAUCCACUGAAGUCAAAACAUUCCCUGCCUUUUUGACUAAGCUGAUGUCUUUUCACUGGCAAAUAGAAAAGCUUCCUCUGUGGAUCAAUGCAUCCAAGAUAUUGGUGAAAAUUAAUGCCCAAAAAUAUCAUACAAAAUAUCUGUAUGAUGUAUUCUUCUCAUUUAUUUAUUAUACUCCUGGAAUUGCAGUUUUGUCUAUCUGUCAUUCUGUAACACCUCAUUUGUCAGGGGCAUAACUCCUAUGAGAGGAGCUAAAGAGUGCAAGAAGCAUAACCUACCUAUAGAUAUUGCAGUUAUCUCACCUUUCAACUUUAUUAUGGUUGUUGCUUGAAACUUUGUAAAAUUGUCAUUCAGCAUGCGAAGUUGUGCACCUGGGGUUUCGUUCUGGAUUUCACUAAACCAGACCAGAGUAAUUAUCCCUUAUUCGGUCAAAAUAUACAUGAAGGGUCUAAAAUUUUGUGUCACAUGUAUCUGGGAAAGUUACCUAAAUUCAUAAGACCUAGGAAUUUUAUUUAACAUGUGAUUUUGUGCACCUGUAGAUUUGUUUUGGAUUUCACCAAGUCUGCCCAGUUUUUUUACUUUGUCAAAAUAAACUUAAAUGGCAAAAAAAGAAAUGCAUGUUUCUCAAAAAAGCUCGGACCUAUAGUCAUGAAACUGAUUCAUAGGAUUGGUUUUCAGCAUGUGAAGUUGUGCACCUUGGAGUCUUUUUGGAUUUCACUCUGCAAGACCAGAGUUAUGGUUUCAGCUUAAUCAAAAAUAUGCAUUAAAGGCUUUAAAUUAAAAUGUUUGUGUCACAUAAAUCUCAGUAAGUAUUUAACCAAGAGUAAUGAAACCGUAUGGAAUAUUAUUCAGCAUGUGAAGUUGUGCACCCACCCAUCCCCUCAAAAAAAGAGAAUUAUUUCUUUUACUCUUUUCUUGUUGUUUGAUAGUAUCCACAUCCCCCACCUGCUGAUGACUGACAUACCUGCUGAUGACUGACAUACCCAGCCCAAUGAAAUAUAAGUUUAUUUAGUUUUGUAUUGUCAACAAGAAACAUGUAACUAUAUAGUGACAGAAAAUGAGGGUAACACAGGGUAUGGAUACACAUCUAGAAAAAACUCCUAAUUUCCACCACUUCCUACACGUGGUUAGUAUUGAAAUAGCUUAUAUUUAUUUUAUACUCAAUUCUGUGUUGCAGAUAUUCAGUUUUGUGUGCUUCUUAACUGAAAAUUGAAAACAUGGUUUUUUGGUUGGACUAGCAGAUGGAUACACAGGUGGCAUCAAACUUGUUAUGUCAUCUUUCAUGCGGAUUGAGAUAUUUUAAUCACUCUUGGCCUGUCGGUGCUUACUGUAACAUCUGUACUAGGACAGCAUAUUGGGUUAGUGAGGUCAAGGUCACUGUUACUAGAAAUAGUCUCCACGAAUUAGACUAAGAUCAAAUGAAUUAAAUGAAACUUCACCGACAGCAAGUUUUUAUCAAUAAGUAACCAAGGCUGGGAAUGUAUAUGGGUUCUGUAGAGUCAGUCAAGUGGACCAUUUCUUAAUUUCCAACAAUUUAAAAAUUCCAUCUUUGCAGAGUGGUCCAAGAGGCAUUGAUGGAUAUUAACACAUUUUUGUACGAAAAAAAUGAGUCAUUCAGACAUACUUUUAGGUCUUUAAAAUAGUUUGCGGUGAAAACCCUGUUCUUCAUUGAAUUUUCACAUCUCUUGUUUCUGCUUUGGGAGGUACUAGUAAAUACUUACAGAUAAAAUGAAAGCAUUAGCUUUUACCUCCUUUCAUUUCAAUAUAUUGCCAUCUUGGUGCUACUUGUUUGCAACAGUUCCUUUUCCCGCAUCAGUUCCGUCUCUCAACACAGAUGGUCAUUUGACAAGUUAGCUUCACCAGAAAGAAUCAUUACUUAGGUUAAUGUUUUUAGGAAAUGAAACUUGAUGUUGUCAGUCCUGUGUUCACAUAUUUUCAGUUGUGGGUUCCAGCAAUAUUAUGAUGGAGAAUAGUCUAAAUUGUUUAUUAUACAUUUGUAAACUUUAAUUGUUAGCUCGACUAUUCAAAGAAUAGUAGAGCUAUAGGACUCACCCAUGCGUCGGUGUCCGGGUCCGUGUCUCGAUUUGGUUAAGUUUUUGUAUGUAAGCUGGUAUCUCAGUAACCACUUGUGGGAAUGGAUUGAAACUUCAAACACUUAUUUACUGUGAUGAACUGACUUACAUUGCACAGGUUCCAUAACUCUAUUUUGCUUUUUUACAAAAUUAUGCCCCUUUUUCGACUUAGAAAUUUUUGUGAAGGUUUUGUAUUUAAGCUGGUAUCUCCGUAUCCACUAAUGGGAAUGGAUUGAAACUCCACACACUUGUUCACUGUCAUCAUCUUACUUGCACUAAGCAGGUCCCAUAACUCUACUUUGCAUUUUUUGAAAAUUAUGCCCCUUUUUCACAGCAGUUUUUGCUUAAAUUCUUAUAUGUGAGCUGGUAUCUCAGUACCCACUAAUGGGAAUGGAUUGAAACUUCACACACUUGUCCACUGUCAUGAGCUGAUAAGCACUCUGCAGGUUCCAUAACAUUAUUUCCCAUUUUUACAAAAUUAUGCCCCUUUUUCGACUGCGUAUUCAUUCAAUUGACAAGGCUGUUUAAUAGUCGAGCGUUGCAGCCCUCCGAUAGCUCUAAUUUUGUUUAUGUAUUUUAUAACAUCUUUUGUAGUAGUUACACACCCAAUUUUUAAGAUAGAAAUUAGCUUGUAUAAAUAUUGUUAGUUUGAAAGAUUAAAAUUUACCAAGAA
Messenger RNA from Mercenaria mercenaria, 12413 nucleotides. RefSeq names its product putative hydroxypyruvate isomerase. The record is from RefSeq and is a predicted model, not a curated record. Lineage: Eukaryota; Metazoa; Mollusca; Bivalvia; Venerida; Veneridae. The coding region runs from base 100 to 921 and encodes 273 amino acids. Gene Ontology annotation, biological process: glyoxylate metabolic process. The transcript is spliced from 8 exons. Gene Ontology annotation, molecular function: hydroxypyruvate isomerase activity.